AUGGCACCCAUCGGCGUCGGAAUCAUUGGGCUUUCAGCCGCAGGAUGGUCAUGGGGAGUAUCUGCACAUCUCCCAUACCUCAAAGACUCGUCGAAAUACAAGAUCACUGGAAUCUGCAACUCAACGGCCGAGUCCUCGCAGAAAGCAGUCGAUGCCCAUGCACUCACAGACGCCAAAGCCUAUGGCUCAGUCGCAGCCAUGGCAGCAAGCUCUGACGUAGAUCUUGUCGUCUGUUGUGUUCGAGUUGACCGCCACUACGAAGCCAUCAAACCCGCCAUUGAAGCUGGGAAAGACUGUUUCGUUGAAUGGCCACUGGCUUCAAACUCUGAGCAAGCUACAGAAUUGUUGCAGCUUGCUGAGCGCAAGGGUGUCAAGACUAUGAUUGGCUUGCAGAGUCAUAUGAGCCCUGCUAUCAGCCGCAUCAAGGAGAUUAUCGAGAAGGACAAAUCCAUCGGUCGUAUUGUCAGCUCCAACGUCACCUUUGCUGGCAUGCUAGGCGGCAGGGAUACUACCGAGGCGAUUGAAUAUCUCAACUGUGCCGAGAUUGGUGGUAAUAUGCUGGUCAUUCCUUUUGGCCACUUGUACGAUGCUAUUAGCUACACUCUCGGCGAACUUCAAGAAGUUUCUUCGACGCUGUCUAUUCAGCAUCCAGAUGUUCCCGUCAAAUCCAGCGAUGGCUCGCAAGUAUUGAGGACAAUCAAACGUACUGCUGCCGAUCACAUCACCAUGUCCGGUCUCCUUGCCAACGGAGCACAGUCCUCAGCAGUGGUAACAGGUGGUCAGCCCUUCAUGGGUGAGCCAGCCAUGCUAUGGAGAAUCGAAGGCGACAAGGGCGUCAUCGAAGUCCGUGGCCAAGAAGCCUUUGCUCUUAGCAUGUCGCUAGACGUCAAGAUCAAAAUGCAACUAUUCGAGACUGGCGAGGUUCAGGAAGUCGAGUUUACGGAAGAUAAACCUGGUCCUCCUGGUAAUGUUGGAAGACUUUAUGAGGCUUUUGCUGAUGGUCAGUAUUAUCCUGAUUGGAAGUGGGCUGUCAAGCGUCAUGCAUGGGUGGAUGCUCUUUACAAGAGUAAUGAGACAGGAAAGCGUGCAUCUUACGUUUGA
Molecule: messenger RNA, 1101 nt
Organism: Aureobasidium vineae
Lineage: Eukaryota; Fungi; Ascomycota; Dothideomycetes; Dothideales; Saccotheciaceae
Source: the annotation of a GenBank genome assembly